CCCCGGGCCGGACCUGCAUGGCCGUGGCGAGGUCGGCGGCGCGGCGUUGCGCCUGGGGCGCCCUCGGCGCGUCCCGGCCCCUGGCCUUCCCGCUGCACUACCGCCUUCCACAAGCCGGCGGGCUUCUCGAGCCAGCCCAACCAGCCCGUCCCAGGCGCCGUCUCUGUGUGGGACCUCUUCGAGCAGGCCCUGCGGCGUCUGGGUGGUGCUCCGCCGGGAGCCUGCACGAGGCGGCUCAGCCUGAUCGGGCGGCUCGACCUGGCCACCUCGGGGCUGGUGGUCUUCUCGAACUACCGCCCGAUGCACCUCGCGCUAUGCUCCCCCGGGGCCCAGCUCCAGAAGCGCUACCGGGCGAUCUGUGCCGGCCGCCUGUGGGACGGUGACGAGCGCCUCGCCUCACUGCGCGCCCCGCUGGCCAUGGUCGUGCGGUCGCCAAAGGGUCGCUCCAGCGUGUAG
Molecule: messenger RNA, 456 nt
Organism: Prorocentrum cordatum
Lineage: Eukaryota; Dinophyceae; Prorocentrales; Prorocentraceae
Source: the annotation of a GenBank genome assembly